AACAGAGCGUUUACAUUCCGCCACAGCGACUGUCUGAUACUGUAGGAUUCGGUUGCAUUCUUCUGAAAUAUCAUGAAAGUGGGAUAUGACGUCAGGCACAGAUAUCAAGAUGUCGCCAAGAAUGCACUUUUUUAAAGUCACUUGAAAAAAAUCACUAUGAUCGGUGAGCCGUACUUUAUUAUUAUUUUUUUUAAAAUUUAUUUCAUCACGAAUCUGCCUUCGGCAGCUACAAUGAGCAAAAGAAAAAAGAUCAAAAAAAUAAAUAAAACGUUUUUUGCUCGCUAACCGUAAAUAUUUAAAAAGCAUCAAAGAUAUGAAAAAGGCUUCCUGGUUUACGGGGUAAUGAAUUUAUUCGUAUUGAUCACGUUCUCCCGAUCUAUUUCGGUCGUGUCGCUACGACGUAAAAGCAAAAUAUCCUUAUUGGAGGGGCGAUAAGUUAUUUGCUUCUUAUUGAAUUCGCGAAGGAAUUUUCAGGAUUCUUAAAGGGACUCGCGAAUAUUACCCUACGUCAAAUUGCGGAUGUACGUUUUCACGUCAAUUGGCAGCUGAAUGGGGAGAAAUAUUAUCUGCGAAUAUCUUAACUGUACGACAGUAUCGUUUCUGUACUGUCUGUUUCGUCUAACAUAACCUCACUCGUGGCUUUAACCACUACGACUGUCAUACCUCUACCGCGAUAAAAUCCAAUGCGUUAGGUGAAACCGCCUGUAUAAUCGUAAGGUGGCUAUACUGUACAUAGAUAAUCAGUCAGCAAUGACUGCUACGUACAGUGAAUGCAGAAAAGCCAGUGGCUUCGGUAGAAUACAACAAGUGAGUUUCAUAAGGUUGUUACAGUUACUUGAAAAUUCAGAAAUGGCUGACCUACUUGAUAAAGUUGCAUCUAUUCCCAGCAGAGAAUGUGAAAAGGCUCGUCUCUCGCAUCAAGUCGAGAAUCAUCCUGGCGUCCUGGUUUAUCGCAGCCAUCAAUCUGCUCAUCACGGACCACUGAGUUUUCUCGAACAAAUCGAGCUUCGUGAGUUCCCUGAAGGCAAAUACAGGUCGAUCUCGAAGAAAAUGAAAAAAAGCGUAUGGAAAAGAGCGCUAUUGAAAUAACGACUACCGUGGACAUUGUAUCCAGUAAACUGAACGCGGUUUCCUUGAAAUUACUACCGGAUGCUGAGGAAUACAAAAUGGACCACCAGAGACGUGGGGUGGCGUUGAUCUUUAAUCAUAUCCAUUUUACGAAUAUGUCAACGAGAAAUGGUACAGUCAAGGACUGCAAGGAGAUGGAAUUGACGCUGAUGGAUUUGGGCUUUGAAGUCCGUGUCUAUAACGAUCCAAAAAUGUCGACCAUCAAUGCAGUGCUGAAGCAGACCGCCGCAGAGGAUCACAGCGAUGCCGAUUGCCUGGUGGUGGUCGUCAUGUCUCAUGGCGAAUCGGGGAUGCUUCACUCGGGCGACGUUCUUUAUCACGUUGAUACUCUUUGGAAUCCGUUCACAGGAGACGAGUGCACGACGCUCAUCGGCAAGCCGAAGCUUUUCUUCAUUCAGGCCUGCCGUGGAGAGAGACUUGACAAGGGAGUGAAAAUCAUCCAUGAAACUGACAGCUCCACUCCCUCAUACACUAUACCUGCUUACGCUGACAUAUUGGUAGCGUAUUCCACAUAUGAUGGUUUCUACUCCUGGAGAAAUCCCGAUGCUGGCUCCUGGUUCAUCCAAGCGAUUUGCCACGAGUUCAAGCUCAACGGACGUAAACGUGACCUUCUGACAAUUCUGACCUUUGUCAAUCGUCGCGUGGCCGUCGAGUAUCAGUCGUACGUUCCCCAGAAUGCCAAGAUGAACGAGAGGAAGCAGAUACCGUCAGUGGUGACGAUGCUGACGAGACUCCUGUACUUUAGGGACCGGAAAAAUAUGAACUAUGAGGAGAGCGGCGUCAGGACCGUGAAAAAUAAAGUAUCAGGUCGUGAUUCUUUGGGACACGCGGAAGUGGAAUCUUCGUCGUCUUCUGGAGCAGGGAGGAAGCUGUGCGAAGUUCAAUGAACGGAUUACGUCAUCGAUUCGGAGAAUUGGACCAUUGCGAUCUUUAAAUUAGGAAAAAAAAUAAAAAUUUGGUACACAUUUUACGAGAUGAUGGUACGGAAAUUUUGUAUUUUUUUUUUGGUCAUCGUUUCGUUGCGAAUAAAAACGUAAACAGCAAAUUUUAAAUAUACUUUUUUUAUCAGAAAAAUAGGCCAACGUCGUUGUUACCUGAAAUUUUUUACUCGAAAUUGAAUUUUGCAAUUUUCCCUUUUUUUUUCGAUUUCUUUUAUUACAAAUAUCACAUAUCCUCAACACGAGCGUGCGCUAACCAAAUACCCGAAUGUGUACUACAAUUAAAAACUAUUUUCAUGUAACAUCGCAACCGUCCAUUACCUUAAAUACAAAAAAAUAUAUAAAAAAAAAAGCAAGCCUAUAAAUUUCAUAUUUAACAUGUGAAUUGACAGUUCACGUUAACAACGAUUGACCAGGAAUGUUAAAAUUCUGUUGAAUGAUUAAAAUUGAAAUAAUAAAAAUUACCACAGUCCUAUUCAA
This is a messenger RNA of Cephus cinctus (wheat stem sawfly), 2546 nucleotides long. Its product is annotated as caspase-1. Bases 1065 to 2015 code for a protein of 316 amino acids. The transcript is spliced from 7 exons. Gene Ontology annotation, biological process: proteolysis. Gene Ontology annotation, molecular function: cysteine-type endopeptidase activity. The record is from RefSeq and is a predicted model, not a curated record. NCBI's taxonomy places the organism in Eukaryota, Metazoa, Arthropoda, Insecta, Hymenoptera, Cephidae.